Messenger RNA from Penicillium manginii, 1644 nucleotides. Its product is annotated as heterokaryon incompatibility protein-domain-containing protein. Bases 1 to 1644 code for a protein of 547 amino acids. Lineage: Eukaryota; Fungi; Ascomycota; Eurotiomycetes; Eurotiales; Aspergillaceae. The record is from RefSeq and is a predicted model, not a curated record. The transcript has 3 exons.
AUGCUGGUCAGCCGACAUCUUGUGCUCAUUUCGGGAGAUUCCGUUAUCCCUUGGCCCAAAAGAACAAAGAUCACGGUCGUGCCUAAGCCAAUCAACAAUUCGAUUGUACACCGGAUGAUUGAAAACGAAAGCUUGAAUGAGGAAUUUCUGGAUAUCCUUCUCGCUGCUUCUCAGUACGAGUGCUCGGAUGCGCGAGAUAAAGUUUUCGGCGUCCUAGGUCUUGUGGACGAAGCUAUCAGACCUGACUAUUCACUAUCCGUUGAAGAUGUUUACACGGGCGUCGCUGCAUAUCUGGCCACCUAUCUCAGAGAUAUGAGAAUCCUGAAUUUUGCAGGAUCAGCUCGGUCAAAUCUCGACAUCCCAUCUUGGGUCCCAGACUGGACUCAGAAGCAAGCUCUCCAGUUCCCCAGUCACGAGCAUGCUAGCACUGAUCCCGGCAUGGAUGGGAUGAGAUCCUCGUUGACCCCAAGUCAAGAGCCUUGCAAUGCUCUGGAAUCAGAUUAUGUUCUCACAAUGGACGCUGGCAAUUAUCCUCCAUACUGGCGGAAAGAGGUCACCGUCGAGCCGUCUUUCCAAGAGACAAUCAAGGGAACGUUUACACGCGAAUUGUUCGGCUUUACGACGACACCAAGGCCCUUAUUCCAAGAGGGUGUUUCUGUCUUCUUGCUGCAGGGAAUGGAGCAUCCUGUUCUUCUACGCUACUUGCCCGAAAAAGAGGCGUAUUCUUUACUGAGCACCUGUGUGGUCUCAUUUCGACAACCAAGAUCUCAAGCGGAGUAUUUCCCAUGGGAAGUGGAUUCUUCGGAUUCUUCAACUCAGCCUUUCUCUAACUUGCUCAAUGUCUAUCGAAUUACUACUGAGGAUAUGGAUCGAAUUGUCGAAUUUGACUCUCGUGUACUUGACGUGAUCUGGCGACGCCAAAACAUAACCCCCGACCCCGACCACCGCACAUUCUUCCACUCGAUGACCAGGUUCAUGGAUCUCGUGGAAAUAUUUUUCCUGGAGAUUCAUAGAAUCGAAAAGACCCUGAGGGACUGUUGGAAAGACUACGAGAGCAGGCUCGGUUUGAUGUUCCAGGACCCUGGAAAAGUGUGGUCCUUUGUUGAGCAUCUUGGAGAGCAAGACGACGAAAUACGCGGCACGGAGAAAAUGCCCCGAGCAGAUAAAUUGAAUACGGCAUGGAAAGAUUUCCCUAAAGGGAAAUUACCGUACGAAUAUACAUGGGAUCUGGAACGGUUCUGCCUGUCAUUUGUUUCGGGGUCCUCGGCACCUCCACCUCCUGUGGAUUCGCUUGAAGAUGACGAUGUCGAGCCUGAGGAUUUAAUUUCUAACAUGGGUGAUAUAAGAGCGUGGGCAGAGACAACUGAGAAGCUACUGAGAAUAAUGUCAUUUACGGAGAAGCACAUGAGCUCGAGUUGGCCAUCGUUUCCAGGAAACGACAUGGCACGAACGUGGCUCGCGCCAUUUGAGACCGGUGUUUGGAAAUGGGAGAAAUUCAGAGCUUCACUUGUGGCUAGGGAGAGUAUUUGGGAAAUUUUGAUACCUGAAGAACUGGAUCCGAGGGUCAAUCAUAAUAUCAAGAUGCGCUUCAUCAUGAAUCAGCUGGGUCUGGUCGAGGAGGAAAUGCAAGUAACGAUUAUAUAG